AUGGCUGCCAGACGGCAUUCACUGCCGCUAUUUGGUCAGAGUCAGCAUAGGCACAGAAGCAUACCUACUUGCGCAACCAGUCAUCCAGACAACCCCAUACCAAUGGAGCCAAAGGAUACGCCGCUUCUGUGCGUCACGCCGCAGAUGAAGAACAGAUUUAGCGCGAUGUCGAGUCCACGGUCCAGUGGGGAAAGCCUAGCGCUUACGGAGGAUGAGACCGCAACAGACUCAGAAGCAUCGACUCCUCUGACGGAGCCGCAGGACAUGGCAGAGAUCACGGACAAGCUUCAUGAGUUGCUACCGAGCAACUCGCCAACAUUGCGUAAAAGGCGUGCAAGUACCACAUUCGCAAGCAAUUCCGAGGACAUCCGGAAGUUGCUUGGUAACGGUACCGGAACCAGGUUCUUGCAGAAGUAUUGCUGCGGUGAUGGUUGCUGCUUCCUCGAGGCCCUGCCUGCUGCUGAGGGCGAGCCAGAGCGAUUCUUCAUACAGCCGCCGGACAAUGAGGCGUUCCGCUUCCUGCGCCUCAAUGUCGGCUCGCUUACGCUGGACACUGAGCUCACUAAGUUGGUUGACCUGCCGGAGAAGAAGAUCUCGUUCGGCUCCAUCCGCCGACAGUCCAUCACCGAGAAGUUUCCAGCUGAGGACGAACACGAGCAUGAUCGUGACGCAGUCAACGUCUACCCUCCGACAUACAUGAAGCCGCACCCGCCAUAUGCUAUCUUCAAUGCACCAGUGUACGGCGCUCGCGAGCUGACCAAGCCUGGUGCAGAAAAGCGUACCUUUCAUUUCGAUCUCGAUGUCACCGAGUAUCCGGAAGAAGGCGGCGUAGACUUCAAAGUCGGCGGCGCUGUCGGCGUCUGUCCGCCGAAUGAUCCGUACUUGGUCGAAGACAUUAUGGACCAGCUUUGCAUACCGCGCUUCCAACGUGACAAGCCGGUCAGACUGUUUACCGCUGGUGGCCGUUGGCCAACAAUUUGGGGAGAAGACGAGUCUCGCGAGCUUGUCACGACCCGCCGUGAGAUUCUUACCUGGACCCUAGACAUUUCCUCCACCCCACCGACCAAGCCACUCUUCCGUCUCCUCGCCGAGUAUGCUUCCGCACCGAACGAGCGGCAGAUUCUCCUCUUCCUCUGCUCAGCCCAAGGACAAGCCGCCUUUUGCGACCUACGUACCGACUCGCACAUCACCCUACAGCAACUGCUCCAUGCCUUUCCCUCCUCAAAGCCGCCUCUCGAAGUACUCUGCACUGUGCUGAACCAACUGAUGCCGCGUUUCUACUCGUUAUCCAACGAUCCACAUGUCUCCUCCGCGCGGGACGGUCUUGCCGGCCGGAGACUCAUCGAGAUUGCCGUCACUGUUCACGAGACAGCCGCUCACACCGGCUCAAAUCGUUCCGGUGUCGGCUCGGGCUUCCUCGAGCGGAUCGCGAAGAAGUUCAUCAUCGCGGAAGAGGAGGCGGAGAGAGAUGCACAGGCUGGGGGAUACUCCUUCCAACCAGGCGUCGCAGGACGGAAACUUAACCUUCAGGUGCCAAUGUUCCGCGGUCUUAUGGCUAAUCCGCUCUCGCGGGAGUUUGCGAGCGACGGUCCAAUGGUGCUGAUCGGUGCUGGCGUUGGCAUGGCACCUUUCCGCGGCUUCAUCCUGAACCGGCUGAAGAACGCAAACUGCGCCAACAAAAUCUGGCUGAUCCAAGGUAUCAGGGACAGCAUGCUGGACGAGAUUUACCGAGGCGAACUUGGCGCGCACGAGAAAGAGAUCAAGAAAGUUGUGCAAAGCCGCGCCCGUCCCCCUCCAGAGCGGAAAGUAGCCAAGUAUGUGCAGGACGAGGUUCGUAUGCAAGCGGAUAUUGUAUGGUUCGUUAUUAACGCUGUCGACGGGCGGAUCUUCGUGUGCGGCAGCACAAAGGGCAUGGGCGAGGGCGUUGAGAGUGCGCUCAUUGAUGUGGCAAUGGAUAAGGGUGGGUUGGACUACGAGACGGCGAAGAUGUUCUGGGAAGGCAAGAGAGAGGCAGGACAGUAUAUCGCCGAGACGUGGUAAGCCGAGAGGGGCUGUUCAAGAUGAUGCGACGGGUUUUGCAUGAUCAUCAUGCUACUAGUAUAGUGAUAGCGUUCUGUAAGGCGCUCAGGGGCUGUUGUUCUGGCAAGGAUGUCAAGGACUGUCCUUCACCUGUAUAGAAUGUACGUUGAAGUGAAUAUCCAUUACCAAGUGGCGGGAUGUGGCCCACCCGGGACCUGGCGUAUUUGCUUAGGUUCGAGACCUCAGACUCCGC
Molecule: messenger RNA, 2272 nt
Organism: Baudoinia panamericana UAMH 10762
Lineage: Eukaryota; Fungi; Ascomycota; Dothideomycetes; Mycosphaerellales; Teratosphaeriaceae
Exons: 2
Coding region: 1-2040 (679 amino acids)
Biological process (GO): homocysteine metabolic process
Cellular component (GO): cytosol
Molecular function (GO): FMN binding; [methionine synthase] reductase (NADPH) activity; flavin adenine dinucleotide binding
Source: RefSeq, a predicted model, not a curated record